Cinclus cinclus is the source of this 2229-nucleotide messenger RNA. RefSeq names its product copine-5-like. Gene Ontology annotation, biological process: cellular response to calcium ion. The record is from RefSeq and is a predicted model, not a curated record. Gene Ontology annotation, molecular function: calcium-dependent phospholipid binding. Bases 37 to 1749 code for a protein of 570 amino acids. Gene Ontology annotation, cellular component: plasma membrane. NCBI's taxonomy places the organism in Eukaryota, Metazoa, Chordata, Aves, Passeriformes, Cinclidae. The transcript has 21 exons.
CGGUGCCGGUGUCGGGGCAGCGACGGAGCCUGGGGCAUGGCAGGCCUGGGCUCCCCGGAACCGGGCACAGGCCCCGGUCCCGUUCCGGCCACUCGCGUGGAGCUCACGGUGUCCUGCAGGCAGCUCCUGGACAGGGACACCUUCUCCAAGUCAGACCCACUCUGUGUGCUGUACACGCAGCGCCCUGGCAGCCAUCUGUGGCGGGAGUUUGGCCGGACUGAGGUCAUCGACAAUUCCCUGAAUCCUGACUUCCUGCACAAGUUUGUACUUGAUUAUUGCUUUGAGGAGCGGCAGAACCUGCGCUUCGACCUGUAUGAUGUAGACUCCAAGACCCCUGACCUCUCCAAGCAUGAUUUCCUGGGCCAGGCAUUCUGCACCCUGGGGGAGAUAGUAGGCUCAGCUGGCAGCCGCCUGGAGAAGCCCCUGAUGAUGGGGACAGCCACCAUGGACAGUCGGGGCAGGAGACCUGCCCCAGCCACCUCGAAUGGUAGUGGCAUUCUGGGGAAGAAGUGCGGUACCAUCAUACUCCUUGCUGAAGAGCUGGGAAACUGCCGGGACGUGGCCACACUCCAGUUCUGUGCCAACAAGCUGGAUAAGAAGGAUUUCUUUGGAAAAUCUGACCCCUUCAUGGUCUUCUACCGCAGCAACGAAGAUGGGACUUUCACCAUCUGCCACAAGACAGAAGUGGUCCGGAACACACUGAACCCUGUCUGGGCAGCCUUUGCCAUUCCUGUGCGUAUCCUCUGCAAUGGGGACCAUGACCGAGCCAUCAAAGUGGAGGUUUAUGACUGGGACCGUGAUGGCAGCCACGACUUCAUCGGAGAGUUCACCACCAGCUACCGGGAACUGGCGCAAGGCCAGAGCCACUUAAACGUGUACGAGGUGGUGAACCCCCGGAAGAAGAUGAAGAAGAAGAAGUACCUGAACUCAGGGACAGUGACACUGCUGUCCUUCGCUGUGGAGGCCGAGCACACCUUCCUGGACUACAUCAGGGGCGGGACCCAACUCAACUUCACAGUGGCCAUUGACUUCACAGCAUCCAAUGGGAACCCCUCGCAGCCCACGUCCCUGCACUAUCUGAGCCCCUUCCAGCUGAAUGCCUACAGCCUGGCACUGCAGGCCGUGGGGGACAUCAUCCAGGACUACGACAGUGACAAGAUGUUCCCAGCCCUUGGCUUUGGUGCCAAGGUCCCCCCAGAUGGGCACGUGUCCCAUGAGUUCCCACUGAAUGGGGAUACAUCAAAUCCGGCGUGCCAUGGCAUUGCGGGGGUGCUGGAGGCGUAUCAGCACAGCCUGCGCCGUGUCCAGCUCUACGGCCCCACCAACUUUGCCCCUGUCGUCAACCAUGUUGCCCGCUCAGCGGCCAUGGUCCUGGAUGGGUCCCAGUACUUCGUCCUCCUCAUCAUCACUGAUGGUGUCAUCUCUGACAUGGCACAGACAAAGGAGGCCAUUGUCAAUGCUGCCAAAUUGCCCAUGUCCAUCAUCAUUGUGGGGGUUGGACAGGCUGAGUUCGAUGCCAUGGUGGAGCUGGAUGGCGAUGACAUCCGCAUCUCUUCCCGUGGUAAAGUGGCUGAGCGUGAUAUUGUCCAGUUUGUUCCAUUUCGUGACUACAUGUCGGGGGGUCCUGGCGCAGGGCUGAGCAUGGCAGGACUGGCACGGGAAGUCCUAGCCGAGAUUCCUGACCAGCUCCUCUCUUACAUGAAGGCACAGGGAAUAAAACCUCCCCCCCAUCUGUCCCAUGUCCCCUAAAACCCCCCCACCUUGACUGUCUGCCCCUGACACCCACAACCUUGGUGUCCUCCCCUGAUCUUGGGUCCCCUAUCCAAUCCAGGUUCCCACCACCACACCCAUAAACCAUCUUUUGGGUUUCCCCGGGGGGAUUGGGAUAGUGUUGCCUGAGCAUCCUUGGCCAUGGGACUCCCACCUAUACCUAUCCAAGACUGUCCUGUCCCCCCCAAAAAGGGGCAAGGGGUCUUCACCCUCCUGACCAGAAAGCUGGGGUGCACAGGAGACUCCCCCAAAUGUGGAGUGCCCCCCUAGGGUGAUGCAUGACCCCUCCUAACUUCACUAGCCUUCCUCAAUCCAUGGUUCCUCCCCUCCCAGUUCCUGUGCUGAUCCCAGUGGGGUCCCCAGUGUUUUUGGUGUUCCCCCUUGCUGUGUCACAUGUGUCCAUGUGGAUUUGUAUAGAAUUGCCUUAAAUUGCAAUAAAUUAUUGUGGCUUUAAUUACA